This is a messenger RNA of Musa acuminata AAA Group (dessert banana), 3869 nucleotides long. Its product is annotated as pentatricopeptide repeat-containing protein At4g18520, chloroplastic-like. The record is from RefSeq and is a predicted model, not a curated record. Bases 189 to 2861 code for a protein of 890 amino acids. Gene Ontology annotation, molecular function: protein binding. The transcript has 3 exons. Lineage: Eukaryota; Viridiplantae; Streptophyta; Magnoliopsida; Zingiberales; Musaceae.
ACGAGUGACUCCCUCCCAAGAGACGGACCCAAAACAAACGAAACCAUUCCACAGCCGCACGAAUCUCAAACAUGCUUCCCUCUUCCAUCGGACGAAACAUGGUGUCGAUGGCGGCCCAGUUUGAUUGAACCCUCGCUCGCGCCGCCACCCUCCGCACCUGCAGCGGCGGCGGCGGCCCCCACCCCACCAUGCCCAUCUCCGCCCCCAACACCACUCCACGCCCAACUUCGACCUCCUCCAUUGUUUUCAUUGUUAUGUUCAGGAGAUCCUCUUCCAUCCUCCUCCUCGUCAACCCCGCCCAUCACCUCCGAUCUGCCACUCCAACCUCUUCCCUCUAUCCCACCCACUCCUCUAAGCCCAUUUGCAGCAGCGCUGGUCGCAUAGCCGACUUGUUAGAGAUACUGGCUCCUCUCGAUCACGUCUUCCGCGGCGACUUCCAUGUCAAAGGCUACGUCAAUUCGCUCAGGAAAUGCCUGCGAUCCGGGGAUCAUCGCAUGGUGAGCUCGCUUCAUGCUCGUUUGAUUACACGCGGAUUCGACUCGGAUCUUCUCUUGUGCAAUGUCUUGAUGGAUAUGUACGCAAAAGUUGGGCUGAUGGGCUGUUCCGCCAAACUGUUUGAUGGAAUGACCGAAAGAGAUUUGAUCUCUUGGUGCACCCUCAUCUCUGGCUUCGUGCGUUGUGGCUGCAUUUUAGAGGCCUACGGUGCGUUCCGGCUGAUGCAGAGGGCCGGUUGGUGUCCCAACCAUUUCGUGAUAUCUUCGGUUCUGAAUGCAUGCUCGGCAUCUGGAAUUCUCGAAAUGGGCGUCCUCGUCCAUGGAGUGGUCAUCAAGAGGGGAUUAGGGCUUGAUAGGUUUGUGGAGGUCGGGCUUGUUGGUGUGUAUGCUAAAUGUGGGGAUUUGGAUGAUGCAUUGAAGGUGUUCUAUGAAAUUCCGGUGAAGACCCCAGUUGCUUGGAAUGCUAUGAUUUCGGGCUAUUUUUUGAAUGGAUUCCUUAUUCAUGCACUGGAGCUCUGCAGGGACAUGUGUCGUGUUGGGUUUGUUAUGGACUUAGUGACCUUGAGAGUUGUGACAGCUGCCGCAUCAGCUCUGCAAAUUUUGGAGCUUUGCCGGAACCUUCAUGUUUACUCCAUAAAAGUUGGUAAGGAUGCUGACAGCUUUGUGGUAGCUGAGCUUGUCAAGUUGCUCACGGUGCUCGGGGAAGUGGAUUACAUUCACAAGCUUCGUAGAAAGAUUAGAAAGCCAGAUGCAACUUUGUAUUCCUUACUAAUUUCGGGAUACCAUUUACAUGGUUACAGAGAAGAGGCCGUGAAGCUAGCAGAGGAACUUCUUAACUUGAACUUGAGUCUUAAUGAAGGAGCCUUGGUUGCUAUUCUUAACCUGUGCUCUUGCAAGGAGGAUGGCACCCAGAUCCAUGCAAAUUUCUUGAAAUCCGGACACCUGUCUUGUCUUCCAGUGGGCAAUUCUUUAAUUUCAAUGUACGUCAAGUUUGGCGACAUGGUGAAUGCGCAUAUAACGUUCAAUAGCAUGCGAAUACAUGAUGUUGUCUCAUGGACUGCAAUUAUCGCAGGCCUCAUUCAGAACUUGCAGUUUGCAGAAGCUAUUGAGGUUUUCUGUGCUUUUAGGACAAGCGGAAUUCUUUUGGACCAGCAUUCUGUGGUAACAGUUGUUAAUGCCUGCACUGGCCUUCGAGAUGUAGACAAGGGCAAGCAGAUUCAUUGUCUGGCUCUAAAGCUUGGAUUUGAACUUUCCGUUUUUACAAGUGCAUCUAUGAUCAACAUGUAUGCUAAAUGUGGCAACAUCAACAGUGCUGUUAGGCUUUUCUCCUGCAUAUCCUUGCCACAAAGUCUAAUUCUGAUAAAUGUCAUGCUUGCUGGGUACUGCUGGAACUUUCAACCAGAAAAAGCUAUUGACCUUUUUGUAAGGGAGCAUCGCUUGGGGUUUGUUCCUGAUCAGUUCAGCUAUUCUACUAUUCUUAGUGCUUGUGCAGAUAUGCAGUUGAGGAGGGUGGGUGAGCAAAUUCAUUGUUGUAUAGCCAAGAGCGGAUUUUUCUCAGAUGUUGUCACUGGAAAUGCUCUUAUAAACCUUUAUGUCAAAUGUGGGUGCAUGGCCAGUGCUUGCAAAUUCUUUUACAAUAUGAAAAGUUGGAAUGCUUAUUCAUAUGCGAUUUUAGUGCUUGGUUAUGUAGAAAAUAGAGGAAGCACUGCAGCACACCAAGUGUUAUUUCAGAUGCAGCAAAGUGGUUUGCAUGUGAAGCCAGUGUCCUUUGGCAAAAUUCUAAGGAGCUGUACUGAUUCUGCAGCAAUUGAUCUUGGAAGACAAAUACAUGCCUCCAUAGUGAAGAUGGGUCUGGAUUCAGAUGUUGACAUGGGAAAUGCAUUAGUUGGAGCGUAUGCAGAAUCUGAAAAGACCCAUAAUUUCAGGGAGGUUACUGAUGGUAUGUCAGUAAGAGAAGAGGGGAUGCCAGAUUAUGUGUUCACUGGGUGUCUGGAGGAUGCCAUUGUUAGAGGAAAGAAUCUUAAAGCUUUUGGACUGUAUAAACUGGAAAAGGUAAAGAAAGGUACCUAUUCUUACGAAUGUUUGGUAAAUCCCUACCUGAGUGCAUUUGCUACAUGUGAAAUGUAUCAAAAUUCUGCCCUUCCACAUUUGGACAAUGAACAUACAAAGUACAGGAUACACGAUAAUUCUUCAGAUAUGAUUGAAGAUAUCUUAGAAAGCAGAGUGUUACUACCAAACUCCACUGAUAAUGCAUAUGCCAAAAAAGUACAUCGACCAAGCGAGCUGGAUGAAAGAAUGGAUUAUUUCAAGCCAGUCAACCGAUCAUCGGAUGGUGCAAGUGGAAAUAUACUAUGCAUUCCAGUUUGAAUAAGAGAGCCAUAUUAGGCAGAUGCAACAGGAUAAUUCAGUGAUCGCAUAUGUACCAGAGUCACUGAUUCUGCUUGGGUUCAGAAUUAUUUUGGCUUUAUGCUACAGCGAUGGGAAUAUGGAGCUGUAACAAGAAGCAUGGCAAGGUAACUAUAUGCGAUGGAAACUGAGUCAUCCAGUCUUAGUCCCUAAUAUUCCAACUUUGUGAAGUAGAUGAUUCAAACUGGAGGUGAAGGGUCAGCAGUGCAAGGAUACAGAGGAUCUCAUUUAUAAUUGUGUAUGGAGAAAAUGAGAUGACGAUUUUGUUGCACAGAAAGAGGAAAGUGUAGAAGCUAUCUAUCUUUUCAGAAAGGCAGAAAAUAAGUUUCUGCUUGCAUUUAUUGUUCAUCCAAGUGAAUUUGGAAGAAAUUGGUUGUUUUCCCAAGUUCAGCUGGUGCCAGUCACUCCGUUGCUUUAACCUUUUUUGUGAUGCAGCAUGUGGGCUAAUUCACUGCUUCAUGAAGGAGAUACAUUUGAUAAACUAUACAAACUCUCAGCUUCUAUUGAUUAAACUAUACAUUUGUGCCCAAAGAAGUCUCCGUAGAGAGACCCAAAAGUAAUCAUGAAAAAGCACAGGUGCAGCAUAUGUGGAUUUUAACAAUCAGCCAUUGCAUGCCUAAUCAUGUGAAAAUCUCUGAAGGGACUGAAGAGGCAGAUCAGUUCAAGAUUCUCCAGUAUUUGUCCUUAUAAAAUCACAAAAAAAUAGAAAGAUUGGGUCUCAGAAAAACAACAACAACUAUGGAUCAAAAGCAGCUCAAUUGGAGGUAUGCCCUGUAAUUCUCAGUUACUUCUUGUGAUCUGCAGUGUGUUCUGUAAUAUUAGUUAGAUGCCCAAUAUCUUACUGCAUUCCCUGUUAUUAUGACUGAUGGUUGUGCUAGCUUUUUCCAAGUUAGACCAUGCAUAUACCUGUAGCAUGUACAAAAAAGUUAAAACUUGCAUAGUUUUAUUCCAUGGUUUUAUAUUUGUGCU